ACAUACGUACUUUUGCGUCAGUUCGUACUGCAGAGGCCUGAUUAUGGAUCUAAAGGGCUGAGCGGAACUGUAGUCGACUAUACCAUAGUUAGCCUGAAAGCAUGUGAAUUUGGUACAUAGGGGGUUCAAAUCAAAUCGGCAUACUAAUUUCGUGUAUAGUUACGGCGCAUUAGACCGUGAUGCCUGCCCUCAGAGCGCUGCUAGAGACUGGACUGGACUUUGUAGAAUUCUUGGGAGAGAGGAAGUCGGAAACAAAUAGAAAGCAACUGAAGGAUAUUUUCAAUAAGGAAUUCAAAAGGGAUGGAGCCAAAGAUCCUCAGUUCUCCAGUGUUGUCUACGCCUUACAGAAAUUCAACAAAGCCACCAUAAAGCAAGACAAAAUAUUUCUAAAUGUAAAACCCCAGGUGAGAGUGUACUACUGUGACCAGUGGAGGAGGCCGGCUAAGCCAGGUGGGAACGCCGCUGACAGCGGGGCAAGUGCAGCGCCCUCUGCCCCACCCCCCACCCACACUGCAUCUCCCCCCAUGGCGAACCCUGUCCUGACGCCCAAAAAGAAGCUUGCUAAAGAAGUUGUUCACAAGCUCAAGGUGAACAGGGCAAAGUUGAUCGCUGACAAAGGUGGCAUCCAGAUCUCCUCAGAUCCAGUGGCAACCGGUGGCAAGGUUCACCUCAACAUCCAGCACAUUGAGAAAGUCUUCAUUGUCAAGUUCCACAUCCAAAGCACGGGGACAAAGUCCAUCUAUUUCAACUACUACACCGCUCUCCACCGGAUUCGCUGCUUCACUCUGGUGGAUGAGAAAAGAGUCACCCGGAUCUCUCCUCUCCUCCUCUGUCCAGGUGACAGCUACGUGGUGGAGGUGCACUACCAGCUCAACCACUAUGGCCACUUCCCCGCCUCCAUGUACUUUGAGUUCUGUGCGGACCCCCCCACCUCUUCCAAGCCCUUCUGCAUUGUGCGGGAGCUGGAGGCUGUGGCCAUGACUCAGCUGGCUGUGGACCUGGGGCCCGUGGCCCCCUACUGCCCCAAACAGGUGGCCAAGCUCAGGGCCAGGAACACAGUGGUCGAAGAGGGAGAGCCUCCAGAGAGUUCUGUCCACCACUCCCUAAAAUAUAUAGUGAAGCUGAAGGACUACAGUUACCCUCGGUACCUCAAGGACUUGGCCAACCAGAGGCUGGAGGAUUCAGAGUAUCUGUCUCCUGCUGCUAGACAGCAACUCCCAUUGGUGAGGGCAGUGCUGGACUCACCCCUGUGCAUGAAGAGCUACGCCAGGUGCUUUCACCUGCUGCUGUACCUGGAGGAGAUCCAGAUGGAGGUGGACAUCAAGAAGUACGACAUGCACAGGCAGACCAUGACCCAGGACAAGAGCAACAAGAAGCUACUCAUCCUUAAAGUGCCCGGGGUGGCAGAGAACCGGCCGUCAGUCCUGAGAGGGGACUACCUGAAGGCCUCCAAGACUGAUGACAUGACGCAGCCGCUCACCGUCUACAAGGGCUACGUUCACCGAGUCGAGCUGGAUAGCGUCAAACUGGGCUUCUCCAAGAAGUUGUUGCAGAGCUUCGUCAGUAACAUGAAGUUUGACGUGGAGUUCACCGUCAACCGUUUCCCUCUGAAGCUGCAGCAUCGGGCGGUGGAGUUGGCGGCCCAGCACCAGCUGGGGGACGUGCUGUUUCCCACCGGCUCACCUGGCACUCACAAACCAUCACCACGCCUCAGGAUGUCCAACCAGGACUUGGAGUGCAAUCCGGAGCAGAAUGCCGCUAUCCAGCGGAUCUUGGUGGGAGCCUCCAAGCCGGCUCCUUACCUGGUCUUUGGCCCCCCAGGAACCGGCAAGACAGUCACUCUGGUGGAGGCCAUCAAUCAGAUAAUCAGAUCGCACCCCUCUGCCCACAUAGUGGCCUGUGCCCCGUCCAACAGCGCCUCGGACCUGCUGUGUGAGCGUCUGCUGGGCCACGUGGACGGGAACCAGCUCUAUCGCCUCUACGCCAGCAGCCGUGACCCCAGGACCGUACCCCCCAAACUACUGAAACACAGCAACUGGGACGAGCGUCAGGACAGCUUCGUCUUCCCUGCCAGGGACACUCUGAUGAAGUACAAGGUCAUCGCUGCCACGCUGGUCACCACCGGAAGGCUGGUCUCUGGGGGUAUCCCUGUUGGCCACUUCACGCACAUCUUUGUGGACGAGGCCGGACAAGCCGUGGAGCCAGAGUGCAUCAUUGGGAUUGCAGGUUUGCUGCAUCCACAGAAGGGCCAGUUGGUGCUGGCAGGAGACCCUGAGCAGCUGGGGCCCAUCCUCCGAUCCCCACUGGCUCUGCGGCAUGGACUGGGCCUGUCUCUGCUGGAGAGGCUGAUGAGAGAUAACCCACUCUACCAGAAGAGCACAGACACAUACCAGUAUGACGGCCACUUUGUCACCAAGCUGCUACGCAACUACAGAUCCCACCCAGCCAUCCUGAAGGUGCCUAAUGAGCUUUUCUAUGACAACGAGCUGCAGGUGUUUGCCAACAAAAUGGACCGUGAAGCCUUCUGCAACUGGGAGCACCUGCCCAAAAAGGGGUUCCCAGUGGUAUUCCAUGGGGUGAUGGGGAAAGACGAGAGGGAGGCCAACAGCCCCUCCUUCUUCAACGUGACUGAGGUGGAGACCCUCAUCAGCUACCUCACCAAGCUCAAGCUCACUCAGGGCAAGAGGGGCAUUCCCAAACUCACUUCCAAGGACAUCGGAAUCAUCGCCCCCUACAGGAAACAAGUGGAGAAAAUUCAGAAGGCCCUGAGAUCUGUCAAAGAUCUAAACCAGUGGAGUGACAUUAAGGUGGGCUCAGUGGAAGAGUUCCAGGGACAGGAGAGACUGGUCGUCAUGGUGUCUACCGUCCGCAGCAGUAUCAACUACGUCAAGAUGGACCAAGACUUCAACAUCGGCUUCCUUACCAACGUGAAGAGAUUUAAUGUGGCCAUGACCCGAUCCAAAUCCCUCCUGGUUGUGGUGGGAAACCCUGUUAUCCUCAAGAAGAAUCCUACCUGGGAGAGGUUUAUCCAGUACUGUGAGGAGGAGGGAGGCUACACUGGCUUUGACUACAGCGAUGCAGAGGGCGAGGAGGAUGUGGUGACCAGACUCGCCGCCCUCAAUAUCAACCUGGAGUCUGAUGAGAUGGAGGAGAGUGCUGUCCAACAACAGGUUCAUCCCGAGUGGCGGAGUGAACACUGAGCUGCCUGCAGAGAAGCCAGAUGUGGCCCAGAUGUGCAUUAGACUCCGCGACUGACUGGGCUGCCUAACAAACAGACUGCACUCACUUUCUGCCAAGACAAUCAACUAGUCCCAACACUCCCAAGCCUCCCACCCAUACAACUGCUUAGGUAGAAAAGCAGCAUGGUUGUGUUCUGUUUCAGUUUACAUACUUAUAUACACUCAGGCUCGUUCCCCUGUAGCAGGUUCUAGAACAGCCAUCUAUGCUGCCUCCAUAACCUGUUUUUUUUAUGAAGACCAAAGACCAAGAAGUAUACAUUUAAUUUGUCCAAAAAUGUCUUAUUUGCUUUCUCCUUUAGAGUUACACCAACACCCCCAAUUUUAGUAUAUUUAGUACAAUCAUAUAUUUGCUAUGAGGAGAUACCAAUAAGAAAAGGCAUUUAUUUUUAUAACAAUAUGACCCAGUAGUGGUUUAUUGAAGAACACUUUAUCAGAAAGCCUUUGAGGAGCUUUUUCUGUAAGUAGUCCAGAUCAUUUCUACUACUUACAUUGUUUUCCUCAGAAAGUACUACAGAUUACUUCAACCGCAGUCGUUAAUUAAUUACAGAUUUUAGUUUAACAAAAAGCACUGCAAUUGAGAACCUUUUCCAAUAAUAUAUUUUUUUUUGUUUCAAUGUAUACAAGAGAGACUUUCCACUCUUGUAGGGAUGCUGUGAGUUUACAAAUGAUAAGAGAAUACUUUUUAACCCCCUUAAAGCUAGACAGUUCCUGCCCCUGGAACUGACUGGCUCCUGUGUGACGCUGAACAAAACCCCAUCUGGGCCGGCGUCAGUCUCCGAACAGGCUGUUAUCUGGUUGAAGGGUAAAUGGGAUCGUAUUUUCAGAACCAUUCCUUAGGUAAAAAAGUUCUGCUGUUAUGAAACUAGAAAAGCAAUAAAGUUGAGUUGUGUGGA
Messenger RNA from Clupea harengus (Atlantic herring), 4132 nucleotides. RefSeq names its product Mov10 RNA helicase a (gene mov10a). The record is from RefSeq and is a predicted model, not a curated record. Gene Ontology annotation, molecular function: RNA binding; ATP hydrolysis activity; 5'-3' RNA helicase activity. Lineage: Eukaryota; Metazoa; Chordata; Actinopteri; Clupeiformes; Clupeidae.